This is a messenger RNA of Xiphophorus couchianus (Monterrey platyfish), 2116 nucleotides long. RefSeq names its product F-box only protein 39. NCBI's taxonomy places the organism in Eukaryota, Metazoa, Chordata, Actinopteri, Cyprinodontiformes, Poeciliidae. The transcript has 6 exons. Gene Ontology annotation, molecular function: protein binding. The record is from RefSeq and is a predicted model, not a curated record. Bases 560 to 1990 code for a protein of 476 amino acids.
CAUAGAUUAAAAGGAAAAAUAUGAAAUAUUCUCACAUUGCAAUGUCCACACAGAUUUUUUUAUUUAGUUAAGCUCUAAAUAACUUUGAGAAACUAAUAUUACUCUGUGAUUAAAUGUGGUCAGGUUUGAGACUGAAAAUUUAAAUUUAUUGGGGAGAUUUGAGACUUCUUAUUAUAUCGAACUUCAAUGGUUAGACCAAUGUCGUAGCUGUUUAAGUGAAACGAAGUAACCAAUUGAACCUUGUAUAUAGUAUGUUUUAGAAUACAGUUGCAUUAAUUCAACUGUUUGAAUUAAUACAAUUGAAUGUGGAACUGAUAUUAGAACUGGGUCCUUGUGAUGUAACGGAACCAGAGGGUUCUACAGACAGUACUUCACUAAGUUGCAUGUUCUGUCAGUUGGGGCUCAUUCAGGCUUUAUCUCACAGUUUCUGAGUGUCAGGAUUUCUCUUUAAUGUUUACUGUUUAAUGUUACUGUCAGCUGGAUUUGCACAUGAACCCGUAUCUACUAGCUGCUACUGUGACACAACAGGCUGUUUUAAAUCUUUAAAUCCAGAUAAACCAUGGAGGAGUGCGAAGACAGACUAUGGGAGGACGAUUGUACUUCCUCUGACGACUGUGGGGAAGAGACCAUGCAUUUAGACAACCGUGAUACUGAGGAGAUAGGUGAGUGGGAGAUGCUUCCUGAUGUCUGCUUGCUACACAUCUUCAAAUAUCUCUCUGAUGGUGAUCGCAGCAGGGCAUCUCUGGUUUGUCAUCACUGGCACAAAAUCAUGCGUCUGCCCUGUCUCUGGCGCUGGCGCUCCUUUCACCUCAGUGGCCGUCUCUCUAAAUACAAGCAGUCCGAACACUUAUCGGCAGUGGGCUAUGCUGACAAUCUGGGAGUCUUCUUGGAAAGCUUGGAGGUGACCGUGUGUCCUCCAAGAUCUGUUGUGUUGGCCCAGCGUCUGCAUAACACCAUCUGUGGGCUGUUGAAUACACUGGUCAGAGUUCAAGCCCCAUUAAAGACCCUCUCCAUCAUACGGCUGGAGCUGGACCGUUCCUCUUGGGGCCAGGGCCUCAGAAAUACUGUAGUCAACAAACUCAUUUAUUUCCUCUUAGAAGGUCCCUCAAGACUUAAAAACAUUUGCCUGAUCAGGAUACGGACAGAGACCCAGCAGGGUCUGGAGCUGCUUUCUGCAAUAGUACAAAAUCAAAGAAGCCUCUCUCCCCUCUGUGGCCUUUCUUCUUUGGAUCUAAGAGGUUUCUUUUCUGUCACUGUGCCCAAUCACCUUAAUCGCAAUAUACCUCAAAUGCUGCAAAAGUUGCAAGGCCUCACCCACUUGGCUCUUAGCUACUCCUGGUUGUCAGAUGAACUGCUGCUGGCUCUCAGUGAAAGUAUCAGAGCGAGAAGGGUAAACUAUGGCAGAGAUGGUAACUUCCUGGAAAACCUUUCACUGUACUGCACUCAGAAUGAGCCACAUCAACAGGUGGUGUAUGGUUACUCAUGGGCCACUUUGGUGUCCAGCUGCCCAGAUCUAAAAGUCAGACUCACAGUCGAACAAGUCGUUGACACACAGCAGCUGGCGAGGAUCCUGCUGCCCGAGAUUCCACUCGUGGAGUACAACAUGACUGCAUUUUAUUCAACAGAUGAGAUCUGCAGCGCCAAGCCUCUGCUCCAAACCAUGCUGCCCUGGUACAGACACAGCCUGCAGAAUCUAACACUGGACCUGAGCAACUGCAGCGAGUCACUCGAUGAUGAGCUGCUGGAGUUGGUUAAUGUGUGUGAGAGCCUCGUAGAUUUGAGAGUCUGGGCUUUCUUGGAGAUCUCCACUGUGGGUCGGCUCCUGCACAUCCGGAUGACUAAAAGGAUGUCACUCAACAAGAUCAAAGUGCGAAUCUACACAACGGUAGAGAACAUAGAGGAGCAGGAAGAUCAGCUAAUGGAAAUACUAUCUCCCUUUUGUUACCCUCCUGAGCUACAGUUCCUGGCAGUCAUUUGCCCCUAUAUAUGACACCUUCAAGUGUGCCUUAACACCAAACGAGGCACAAGCUCCCUAUAAAACCAAAAUAAAGUGAAUGAAGCAUAAAAGACAUCUAUUUCUUCAUUUAACCACCCAAAUGAUAAACACCUUGUCAGG